GCACCCCUACUAAAAACUCAAAAGACAAAUCGGUGAUUUACCGCUAAUAAAAUAUUUUUACAAAUGGCAAGAGCAACACAGUUCGCAGCACACUUUCUCAAAGAACGAAUUGACUUGGUGCAAACUGCAUCUACAAUCAAUCUCCUCAUUUCCGAUCGAAUUUAUGGCUGCCGCAGCUGUUGGUGAAGCUUUUCUUUCUGCUUUCAUUGAAGUCGUCCUCGACAGGCUAUCAUCUCCUCAGCUUGUUGACUUGGUCCGUAGGAAGAAACUUGACGUCAAUUUGGUUCAACGGUUGAAGAACACUCUUUAUGCUGUUGAAGCCGUGCUUAACGAUGCUGAACAGAAGCAGAUUCAUGACUCUUCUGUUAACAAAUGGCUUGAUGAUCUCAAAGAUGCUCUCUAUCUUGCUGAUGACAUUCUCGACCACAUCUCCACCAAAGCUGUUCUUUCCAACAACAACAACAAGCAGGUGAGUACUGUUAACUACUUCUCUCGCUUUUUCAACUUUGAAGAAAGGGAUAUGGUUCGUAAGCUGGAAGAUAUAGUUGCUAGGCUGGAAUACAUUCUCAAGUUCAAAGAUAUUCUCGGUCUUCAACAUAUUGCAACUCACCACUCAUCAUGGAGAACUCCAUCAACCUCUUUAGAAGACAGAUCUAUCAUUUUUGGUAGGGAUCAUGACAAACAGGCCAUACUCAAAUUGCUCUUACAUGAUGAUGAUAAGACUGGUGUGAUUCCCAUUGUUGGCAUGGGUGGCCUUGGAAAAACAACUUUAGCCCAAUUUGUGUACAACCAUGAUGAUAUAAAGAGCAAAUUUGAUGUUAAAGCUUGGGUUUGUGUUUCUGAUGAUUUCGAUGUUUUGAAGGUUACAAAGUUCAUCGCCGAGGAAGUGGGAAGUACUUGUAGCACAAAUAGCUUGAAUAUCCUUCAUCGAGAUUUGAAGAAAAAGCUGACCGGGAAGAGGUUCUUGAUUGUUUUGGAUGAUGUCUGGACCGAGGAUGACGACUCUUGGAAUUCUCUUAUAAAGCCUCUUCAAUAUGGAAGUAUAGGAAGUAAAAUUCUUGUAACUACCCGUAGUGAAAAAGUUGCGUCUAUGGUUCAAACUUUUCAACCUUACUCUCUUCACCAAUUGUCUGAUAAAGAUUGUUUGUCAGUGUUUGCGAACAAUGUGUGCCUUUCUCCAGAUGACAAUAUGGAUCUCCGAAAAAUUGGCAAAGAGAUUGUUAGAAAAUGUAAGGGAUUGCCUUUAGCAGCUCAGUCACUUGGGCGCUUGUUGCGAGAAAAACGUGACAUCAGGGAUUGGAAUAGUAUACUGAAUAAUAAUAUUUGGGAGAAUAAGAGUAAGAUCAUUCCAGCAUUGAGAAUUAGUUAUCAUUAUCUCCCUCCCUAUUUAAAACGUUGCUUUGUAUAUUGUUCAUUGUUUCCCAAAGAUUAUCAAUUUGAUAAACAUAAAUUAAUCUUGUUGUGGAUGGCGGAGGAUCUUUUACAUCCUUCAGGAAAUAACAAGACUUUAGAAGAAGUUGGUUAUGGAUAUUUUAAUGAUUUAGCUUCCAAAUCAUUUUUUCAACAUUCUGGUUAUGGGUAUUUUGUAAUGCAUGAUCUUGUGCAUGAUUUGGCAACAUGGCUUGGUGGAGAAUUCUAUUUUAGAACAGAAGUACUUGGGAAAGAUACGAAGAUUGGUGCCAAGACUCGUCAUCUGUCAUUUUCCAAGUUCAGUGAUCCUAUCUCAGCAAACUUUGAUGUUUUCCGCAGAAUAAAGUCUCUGAGAACAAUCUCGCCAAUCUAUUCAUGGGAUGAUCCAUUCAACCAAGAAAAGGUGUCAUGCUUCAUUUUGUCAAAUAUGAAGUACUUGAGAGUUUUGAAAUUUGGCAACUUUGAAGGUCUGGAUGCAUUUCUUAAUUCAAUAGAUGAACUAAUCCAUUUGCGUUAUUUGGAUCUCUCUUCCACGUCUAUAAAGAUGUUACCUGAGUCAUUAUGUAACCUGUAUAAUCUACAAACGUUAAAGUUGUACAAUUGUAAAAGGCUAACAAGGCUUCCCAAUGACAUGCAAAAUCUGGUAAAUUUGCGCCAUUUGGAAAUUCGGGGAACUAAUUUAAAAGAGAUGCCUAGAGAAAUGAGCAAAUUGAUCAAUUUGCAACGAUUGGGUUGCUUUGUCGUGGGAACGCAGGAAGCGAAAGGGAUCAAAGAAUUGGGAACACUUUCGAAUCUUCACGGAUCACUUUCUGUUAGGAAGUUAGAGAACGUGACCAACAGCUUUGAAGCAUCACAGGCAAAUAUAAUGGAUAAAAUGUACCUUAAUAAAUUAUCGUUUGUAUGGUCUAAAGAUGCAAAGAACCAUUUUCAAAGUUCACAAAGUGAGAUGGAUAUACUUGGAAAGUUACAACCUUCCAAGAACCUGAAAAUGCUAGAUAUUGAUGGAUACAGGGGCACACUAUUUCCAGAAUGGGUUGGACAUCCUUCCUACCAAAAUUUGACUGAGGUAUCUCUGUAUGGUUGUUUGAAUUGUUGUAUCCUUCCAUCACUUGGACAAUUAUGCUCUCUCAAGGUCUUGACAAUCAGUAAAAUGAAUAUGCUGGAGACUAUUGGAACUGAAUAUGACAAUACCUUUUCAGGGACAUACUUUCCUUCCCUUGAACGUCUGGAGUUUUUUAAGAUGUCAUUUUGGAAAGUGUGGCAUCAUCCUCAUGAGUCAAAUGUUUAUUUUCCAGUAUUGAAGUCUAUUGUGAUUAAUGAUUGUCCCAGAUUACAUGGGGAUUUGCCAUCUUAUCUUCCUGCUUUGGACACAAUUCGUAUUGAAGGAUGCAACCAGCUUGUUUCUUCUCUCCCAAGGGCUCCUGCCAUCCGCAGAUUAUACAUAUUUGAAAGCAAUAAUAUAGCCUUGAAUGAGCUACCCCUUUCAUUGGAAGAGUUAGAUGUUAAAGGAAGUGAGGUGACAGAGUCUGUCUUUGAAGCCAUUACCAUCACCCCACCAAUUUCUCUUAAAAAAUUAGUCAUCAGGGAUUGUUCUUCUGCAAUAUCGUUUCCAAGAGAUUGUUUACCCUUAUCCUUAGAGAGUUUGUCCAUCACAAAUUCUAGUAAUCUAGAUUUCCCAAAGCCAAAUCACGGGCAUGAGUCACUUAAGUAUCUCUUUAUAGAUAGAAGUUGUGAUUCUCUCAUAACCCUCCCGCUGGAUACCCUUCCCAACCUCCAUCAUCUGCGUAUCGGCAACUGUGAAAACAUAGAAAGUCUUUCCGUUUCAAAGGUUCUUCAAAAUCUCGAUGCUAUUAACAUUAGUGACUGCCCCAAAUUUGUAUCAUUCCCAGGAGAAGGACUGUCUGCACCCAACUUGUCAUCAUUGUAUGUCUCCAACUGUGUCAAUUUAAAAUCACUGUCUUGUCACAUAAAUACUCUUCUCCCAAAGUUAGUUAGUAUGUCUAUAUAUGAAUGUCCAAAAUUGGAGAUGUUUCCUGAAGGGGGUAUGCCGCCUAGCUUUAGAACAAUUUUGAUUGCGAAUUGCGAAAAAUUAUUGAUGAGCACAUCUCUAACUUCAAUGGACAUGCUUACCCAUCUUUGCAUUGAUGGUCCAUGUGAUGGUGUCGAGUACUUUCCAAAGAAGGGUUAUGUAUUGCUGCCUCCCUCCCUUAUAUACCUGCAUAUAUAUAACCAUUCAAGUUUGCACACGUUGGAUUGCACGGGGCUUCUCCACCUCACUUCCCUGCAAGCAUUAAUAAUUAGAUUGUGUCCCAAGCUGGAGAAUAUAGUGGGAGAAAGGCUGCCUGCUUCUCUAAUAGAACUUAAUAUCUUUGAAUGUCCUUUGCUGAAAGGACAGUACCGCGUGAAAUACCCGCAAAUUUCCCACAUCCCUCGCAUUGUAGUUGACAACAAAUGGAUUUAGUAAGCGAUGUUGGUUUGCAGUUUGUUGUACACGGUCAUAUGGACACUUCCAUCAAUUAAACUGCAGAAUCAAAGCAAACAUUUUAUUUCUCAUUUUCAGAUAUUGAAGCGACUUACUCCCAUGUUGAUUAUGCUGGGAAUAUCAAUCAAUCAUGGCUUUGGUUUGUACAAUCAAAGAUACAUUACAGAAAUGUUAUGCUGCCGAGACUGUAAACGAAAUUUGAUCCUUCUAGAAGUUUCUGCUGCUAUUAUUACUCCGCAUUUUGUUGACUUUGAUUGGAGUUAACAAUGAACUAGAAUAGAGCGAUGCUAUGCUGAUUUGAUGCAGGAGCGGACUAAUGGUGUAACAAGGAAAUGAAAUUUCAAUUCUUACUGUCAUCUAACUUCCGAAGCAGUCCCGCAAAGAUUGAUUGGAAAAUCUUCAAAUUAAUAUUUCUUAAAACUUAGGCAUCAAAAGGCUGAUUAGAGCAUACUGCAUACAUCUGUACUGCUGAAGAUGAUCUAUCACUAAUUCCUUACCAGCACGAAGCCAUGAAUUAGCUUACUGUGUCAUGGACUCAUGAUACGUGUUUCCCCAAAGGCUUGCCAUCCGGAUAAACUAUCUGUGCUAAUCACCGGAAACUGGGAAUCUGCCAAGAAACAACUCAGCUGCAUUUUGCCAUUGACCCUACUUGUCAAAAUUGUCCCUUCAACCUGUAAAAUUGAUUAAACAGUAAAAGUGUUUUGUAAGGUUGACUAUAGCCCAGAUCCAGGAUUAUCUGAAAAGCCAGAGACAUCUACUAAUGUGAUGCAAGGUAUGCCGCUAUCCUGAGAUUGUUUGGCCCAUCCUGUUAUGUAUCAACUGAAAACGGCAGGGACCUUGCUAACGCGUGCCCUUUUUGGGGGAAUAAAAAUAAUGGCAUCAUGGAGUAGUGCAAAAAUUUUCCUUUUAUGAUAAAUAGGUCCAUAGUUUUCUUUUGUAUAGUCUGCCAUGUUGGGACUUAUUUCCUUGAGCUCAAGUGGGCACAUCAGGACCACAUUUCACAUGUGAGGCCUGGGUCAGCAUUUGUUUCAGUCGAUACUUUAUUCUGUGCUUACAUUGUUCAU
Vicia villosa (hairy vetch) is the source of this 4956-nucleotide messenger RNA. RefSeq names its product putative disease resistance protein At3g14460. Gene Ontology annotation, biological process: defense response to other organism. Bases 164 to 3871 code for a protein of 1235 amino acids. The record is from RefSeq and is a predicted model, not a curated record. The transcript has 5 exons. Gene Ontology annotation, molecular function: ADP binding. Lineage: Eukaryota; Viridiplantae; Streptophyta; Magnoliopsida; Fabales; Fabaceae.